Molecule: messenger RNA, 1442 nt
Organism: Olea europaea var. sylvestris
Lineage: Eukaryota; Viridiplantae; Streptophyta; Magnoliopsida; Lamiales; Oleaceae
Exons: 10
Coding region: 266-1117 (283 amino acids)
Molecular function (GO): nucleic acid binding; RNA-DNA hybrid ribonuclease activity
Source: RefSeq, a predicted model, not a curated record
AUGAAACCUGAUGUGAGAAGUGGAAGAUUUUGAUUCGAAUCCAAGAACUUUUGCUUGUGUUACUUUCAAAUAUUUCUGUUUGAUUGCUGCACUUCAUCGUACAUGCUGGGCUAGUGUAGUGGACUCACGAGGCCCAUAUUGGUUUCCAACAACUUCCCAACACGAAGCCCCUGUAUACAUGACCUUACGAGACUUGUAAUUUCCUUUUACCACACGCACUGAAAUCGGAGCUCAAAAGGUGGUUGAAGUUGAAGACUAAACAAAAAUGGCGGAUGAGAAGGACGCUUUUUAUGUUGUACGAAAAGGGGACAAUGUUGGGGUCUAUAAAAGCAUAAGUGAUCUUCAAGCAGUUCUUCGAUCUUCUGUGAAUGAUCCUUCUGUAAGUGUGUUUAAGGGUUAUGGCUUGUCUAGAGAAGCUGAGCAAUACCUUUCCUCUCACGGACUCAAGAAUGCAAUUUAUUCUAUUGAUGCCAGUAAUGUUCGAGACGAUCUUUUUGGCAAAGUUGUUGCUUGCCCUUUUCGGCAUCCAAAUUCUUCUAAAGAUAAAGUCACUGGCAAGAAUCCUUUAGAGAAGAGGCCACUGCAGGAUGUUGUUGGAUCGGCUUCAUUUCCCAUAAAUCCUCAGCAAAAACAUGCCAAAUUGGAUUUCCUCCAAGUUCCACCAGUUUCUUCUUAUUGUAGUUCCUGUAUUAUUGAAUUUGAUGGCGCUUCAAAGGGAAAUCCCGGACCAGCUGGUGCAGGGGCUGUGCUGCGAACAGCAGAUGGAAGCAUGGUGUUUCGUUUGCGUGAAGGUGUGGGUACUGCCACUAAUAAUGUGGCCGAAUAUCGCGGUGCCAUUUUGGGGUUGAAAUAUGCUCUGCAAAAGGGGUUCAAGCAUAUACGGGUUCAAGGAGACUCUAAACUUGUCUGCAUGCAGGUUCAGGGACUAUGGAGGACAAAAGUUCAAAAUAUGGCGGAGUUAUGCAAGGUGGCUAAAGAGCUCAAGGAUCAGUUUGUGACUUUUGAGAUCUGUCACGUUGAAAGAGACUUAAAUACUGAAGCUGAUGCUCAAGCAAAUCUAGGGAUACACUUAAAGAGUGGUGAAAUUCAAGUUGAAUGUGACAUCCCAAAAGCUUGAUGGAAUCACUGCUUAAAUGGUUCGUAAUUUUUUUUGAAAAAGAAUGUGUCAGUGCAUGAAUUUGGAAUUGUUGUGGUCUGUCUAGUGCAAGCAGCGUUUGAAAUUGUAGAUAAAUUAUCAAAAUGGUGUUGUGUUAAGAAAUUAAUUCUAUAACUUAUUAGUCCAGUGGUAAUAUAAUUCAGGCGCUUAGUAAAUCAAUCUCGAGGAAUUUGGCAGGGUCUCAAUUGGUUUAUUGUAUUGCAGUAUAUCCUUAGAAGGGUAGAAGAGAGUUGCGCGAGAGGAUUUGACCUCGUAUAAUUGAAAUUAAGGUUUAGUUUAGCUUACA